CAGCCAGUGGUAAAAAUGAAAUAACCUCCACUGUGCUGGUUGUUUAUAGCCUCGGUGAACUUCUGUACCUGCAGCACGAUGGAGAGGGAAACUCAAGGAAACGCUGCUCAGCCUCUAACAUGUAGUAAUGGCAGUGAGAGGAUUGACCCCUACGGCUUUGAGAGACAUCAUGAUUUUGAAUCCUACAAGGAGAUGAUGGAUGAGUACGUCGCGGUUCUCAACAGAAGAUCCAUGAGAUGGUCCAAGCUCCUUCAAGAGAAGCCUCAGGUGGAGAAGAACCUGACAGUGAAGAGGUACGUGCGGAAAGGAGUUCCCAACGAGCACCGGGCCAGGAUCUGGAUGGCGGCAAGUGGUGCCCAGGAACAACUGGAGAGUAACCCGGGUCAUUACCAGUCCCUGCUGGCCACGGAGCACGACACCAAGCUGAAGGACACCAUUCAAACGGAUAUUAACAGGACCUUUCCGAACAACGUCCUCUUUCAGAGCAAAGCUGAGCCCGGCCUGCAGAGGGCGCUGUACAAUGUGCUGCUGGCCUAUGGACACCAUAAUAAAGCAGUGGGAUACUGUCAGGGCAUGAACUUCAUUGUAGGCUACCUCAUCAUCAUCACCAAAGAUGAAGAGAAAUCCUUCUGGCUCAUGGACGCACUGUUGGGCAGAAUACUUCCAGAUUACUACAGUCCAGCCAUGUUGGGGCUGAAGACUGACCAGGAGGUUCUUGAGGAGCUGGUGAAGACUAAGGCCCCUGCAGUCGGACAGCUCAUGGCGCAGUAUCCUGGCAUAUGGACCCUGGUUGUGUCACGCUGGUUCAUCUGCCUCUACAUUGACAUCCUCCCAAUAGAGACAGUUCUACGGAUCUGGGACUGUCUUUUCUAUGAAGGCUCUAAGGUUCUUUUCCGUGUCGCUCUGACACUCAUCACUCACCACCAGCCAGAGAUCCUGAGAGCGCGCUGUCUGUCUGACGUGUGUGAGUGCUUCAAACAGAUCACCUGUGGAGCGUUCACACUGGACUGCCACACCUUCAUGCAGAAAAUAUUUACCGAACCCGGAAGUCUCUCGAUGGCAACUAUUGAGAAACUGAGAGAGAAAUGCAGACAACAAAUCCUCGAGGAAUCGAGACAACCGUAAAGUUUUGGAUCCACCGAUGGUCUGUCAGGAACUUUGUACUUAUUUGAAUCACAUACCAGUGAUCAUACUGUCGGCUUUAGAUAUAUUGAACUCUGAUCCAGAAGACUGGAUAUCUGGAGAAUGUGCUGAAGCAACAUUUUGAACCUUGUGUUUACUGGCAGGUUCAGUCCUCUGAAUAUUUUUACAGCAAUAGAUACUUCUACUACUACACCUGAUGCUUUAUGGUAUUGCAAUCACUCACAGAAAUGCUAGUAUUUGUUUUUAUUAUUGUGGAGGGUUAAAAUUGUUAAGAGAUCACAUCUAGUUUAAUGCUCUUGAAAUGAAAAGUUAAGGAUUUGGUGUGGUGCUGUCCACAUUUACAGAACAGUUUUUCAUGUUUUAUUGUAAGCAAGAACACGUUUCCUUAUUUCCUAAUUGUCCUCUAAAAGUCCACUUUGUCUAACCAAACAAAGGUUGGACAAAGUGGAAAUGUUAGCGUAACAUGAUCAUCUUAAACAACAGGUUAUUCAACUGUUCCAAACCUGUGGCUGAAGAAUACAACAUUUCUAAUCCACUUGGACCUUUGAGGAACACAAUAAUUCAAGAACUGUGUAAAAAA
Molecule: messenger RNA, 1723 nt
Organism: Paralichthys olivaceus (Japanese flounder)
Lineage: Eukaryota; Metazoa; Chordata; Actinopteri; Pleuronectiformes; Paralichthyidae
Product: growth hormone-regulated TBC protein 1-A-like
Source: RefSeq, a predicted model, not a curated record